Molecule: messenger RNA, 1815 nt
Organism: Gossypium arboreum
Lineage: Eukaryota; Viridiplantae; Streptophyta; Magnoliopsida; Malvales; Malvaceae
Exons: 8
Coding region: 445-1539 (364 amino acids)
Source: RefSeq, a predicted model, not a curated record
AACCUUUUCAAAAAGAGAAGAAAAAUCAGAUUUUUCCUCUACCCACCCCACGUACGGAGAAGUGUAAAGGGUAGUACUUACGGGUACGGGAUAUACAAAAACAAAUUCGAUCAGAAAUUGGAUUAGUAAGCAGAAUUUUCAUUACCGUCAAAGGCUUAAAGUUAAAAUCUCUAAAUAGGUGUCUGAAAAUGGAAGCUUCUGUCUUCCUACCUCUCAUCUCAGCGUAAACGGGUCGUCGCUUUGUUUUGUUUUUUUGACUUUCCAAUGUGAAGAGCGGUCUCUUUUCUCUGAAAUUACAAAGCUUUGAUCUUUACUUGUAUUAUAAAAGAAAAUAAAUUCCUUUCUUUCUCAAGCAAUUGAAUUUUGAGUUAAAGACUGCUUGCUGAUUAUUUCUCAUUUCUGGGUUUUUCUUUCUUAAUAACGGUUUCCUAUUGUUAGACCACAAUGCGUUCACCGUCACUGCUUGCACAAUGUUUGCCAGGCUUGGUACUCUAUGAUCGAGGAAGCCAAAGCAUGUCCCCUGUAUCUGAUAGAGAUGUCCAUCUCCCUUCACUGGCUGUGGAGAUUCUCCCAUCAAAGUUGAAUUUGCGUUCACAAUUAAGACAUUUUGUUAUUGUGCAGACAGCCCAUCCUUGUAAAUAUGCUGGGGACAAUGUAUAUUUGCAAGGGCUUGAUGUAUUCAAGGGAAGAGUUGGUGUUGCUGACAUUAUUGGUUUCACCACUACUGAAAUGUUAUCUUCAAAACCUGAUGGGUUUCUGAAAUCUUGGAACAGUUCUUUCGAUCUUGUUAACGUCCUUAAGCACGAGAUCCGUGAUGGGCAGUUGAGCUUUAGAGGGAAAAGGGUGCUUGAGUUGGGUUGUGGCUAUGGUGUUCCGGGGAUAUUUGCUUGUCUGAAGGGUGCUUGUACAGUGCACUUUCAAGACCUCAGUGCAGAAACUAUUCGAUGCACUACCAUUCCAAAUGUACUUGCAAACCUGGAGCAAGCUCGGGAAAGGCAAAGCCGACAGCCUGAGGGUCCUUUGACUCCAUCCAGACAAACUCUUUCCCCAACUGUGCGCUUCUAUGCUGGGGACUGGGAAGAACUCCCCACUGUAUUAUCUGUUGUUCGGAAUGACGUGUCCGAGGUGACUACAGGGAUGAGGUUGAGCUUCUCUGAGGAGGAUUUCAUGGAUGGGUGCAGUAGCCAAGAUGGUAGCAGCAUAACACAAGAAAUUUCCUCAAGGAGGUCAAGAAAGCUUUCAGGAAGCCGGGCAUGGGAAAGAGCUAGUGAGACAGAUCAGGGAGAAAGUGGCUAUGACAUUAUUUUGAUGACUGAAAUUCCAUACUCGGUUUCCUCUUUGAAGAAGUUAUAUGCACUAAUUAAGAAGUGCGUUAGGCCUCCAUACGGGGUUGUAUACUUGUCGACGAAGAAAAACUAUGUCGGCUUCAACAAUGCAGCCCGGCAUCUCAGAAGUCUGGUUGAUGAAGAAGGCAUUUUUGGAGCUCAUUUAAUUAAAGAGGUGACUGAUGUAGAUAUUUGGAAGUUCUUUCUCAAGUGAAGCAAUGUUCACAAGUAUGAAAAAUGGCUGCUCAACUGAUCACACACACACACAUAUAUAGUGUUCUAUUUUUCUGUAUCUUUUGGUGUUAUAUAUAUUUAUAUAUAAGAACAUUGUUUCAAUUCUUUUGGUAGCAAUACUGAAAUUGGGAUAUCAAACAAGAAUUCAGUGAAGCUUAAUUUUGCUACCAUGUGUCUUGUAUUCUUUUACCAGAUUUUGUUAUACAUAUAGUUCCAUUUUAAUGUACAUCAAAACAGUUGAAUUCAAAGUCUAAAA